Messenger RNA from Gryllus bimaculatus (two-spotted cricket), 4064 nucleotides. The record is from the annotation of a GenBank genome assembly. Lineage: Eukaryota; Metazoa; Arthropoda; Insecta; Orthoptera; Gryllidae.
GGAAAAUUACGGAAUUAAAAAAAAAUCAUCACAUUCUGAUUCAUUUCGGUUAAUGUGCUGAGAGCCUGGGCAAUUUUUGGGCGGCAGGCGAUAAAAUCGCAGGUAUUGGUCCAGUGUUGGUUUCAAGUCAGUGACCUUGUUCGUCAACUUUCUUAUCUGUCCUUGGGAGUGGGACAAAAGAGGUUAUCGUUUUCUUAGAUAUUUAUGUAGCUGGAUGUGGACAAAACUGGAAUAUAUUACCAAUAGUUAGAUAGAAUUUGUGAUCAGUUUUUAAAGUGUUCAUGCCUUUCUGCUGUGAAAUUAUUUUGUUCUACUUUUUAGGAAUGUAAUGGAAGUACAUUAUUAAUAUUACUAUUAAUUUUUGUUUUUAUGCUAAUUUAUAAAAAAAAACUGCCUUAUUGUGAAAUAGCUUUGAAAAUGGCUGUUAAAAAUCUAGCUCACAUUCUGAAGCAGACAUUUAAUGUGACAAGAUGUAAUCUAAAGAACACACAACACACAACAUUGAGAUGUAAAAGUGUAGCUGCAGAUACAGUUCAGAGCCAAUGUACACCAAUUGCUGUUACUGCAAUUCCUGCAUCACAUCAGACUGUCAGAGUUAUAUUUAACAACCAUAAAACUGCUGAUUUUAAGACUAUAUGGUUAAGGGACAACUGCAAGUGUUCUGUUUGUGUUCAUGAGGAGACUCGUCAGAAAAUGUUAGAUUCUCCCUCAUUGGAUGUGGCAAUUAAACCUAAGUCAUUGACAGUGACAAACAAUGGAAAUCUGGUCAUUACUUGGCAUGAAAAUGGGCAAGACCAUGUUUCCACAUUUGAUUCUAGUUGGCUUUAUCGAUAUGGCCAGAGUUUUAUUCAUGAAAACUUUGAGUCUGAAGGUAAUGAUGAUCAUCCAAAACGCCUCCCAGUUGUUCUUUGGGAUAGAACUGAAAUAUGGAAAUCUUUACCAGAAAUUUCAUAUAAUGAAGGCCAACUAGUGGAGCUGGUAAAACAUUUUGCUUACGUGAAAGAAACACAGUAUGGUGUUACAUUUGACGUCAUGCAUGAGCCAGAUCCACAAGCACAUCCAGCAUUUAGUGGCUUGUAUUUGCAUCAUCACACGGACAUGAAUUACAGGGAAAAAAGUCCCGGGAUGCAACUUCUGCACUGUCUUAAGGCUACAGACCCCAAAUCCUUGGGUUAUGACCCCGGUGGAAUGUCAUUUUUUGUGGAUGGUUUUCGCAUUGCGAAAUGGUUAGAAGAUAAUGAACCAUCAGCUUUUCAUAUUCUGACAUCGACUCCGGCCAGGUUUCAAAUAAAGACCAAAGGAAAACGAUACUCACAAUUGUGGCCAAUCAUAACAUUGAACCAGGAUGGAGAUGUUUGUGAAAUCCAUUAUAACAAUCGAACCAUGGGUCCUCUGCAAGCUCCUUCACAUAUUAUUGUUCCAUUUUAUCAUGCAUACAAGUUAUUUUCGGAAAAAAUGCGGCACCCUUCUUCGGAGUUGAAGUUCCAUAUGGUACCUGGUGAUCUUGUUGCAUUUAAUAACAGAAGAGUGCUUCAUGGGCGAACAGCAUUUGAUCCUACUAAGGUUUCAAGGCAUCUUGUGGGCUGCUAUGUGGACAUUGAUGAAACUUUUUCGCUGUAUGAUUCACUGCUUUCCAAAUCACAUCAGUAAUGUUUAGCACUUUUUAGGCAUAUGUCUGUAAAGUUUGUGGCUGCAUUACCCACUAUAUAUACCUCUUUACCUGCUAUAUAUAUUCCUAUUUUAUAUUGCUCUAUGGUGAACGUUUACUCACUUUUUAUAUCUGGUAUAUUAAAGUAUUAUUUUUUGUAUACUCCUCGCUAAGUAUCCUAAUUACUUCAAUUUGGACAUAAUUCAUAUUACAAGAACAGAAGAUCUAAGUAAAGAAAUAUUUUAAACUUGUUUCUGAACUAUUAUAAUAUGCUUGAAUUUUAUUGCCUCGAUUAUGUUUGAAUGACUUUGCUGCACUGAAUUUGUAGGAGUCUAGAAUUAAAAUCAUCAUUUCUUUUUUUAGAAAAGCAGGAUAUUGAAAAAUGGAUAAACUAAAAUUCAGAUUGGAUGUAAUCUGUUUUUAAAAGGUCUUUUAUGUAGUGAAUUUUAAACCUAGAUUUGUUUCUCAGAGGUCUCUCCUCUCAUUCACUUCUCACAAUCUUGUUAACAGUAAAACAUGAAUCUCAAAUAUCAACUGAUCCUCUUAUGUUUUUAAAAUAUAGGAAUAUUUUACGAGCUUUUAUGAAACCAUUCUAAACAUGCCCAAUAAUACGAGAUAUUUAGAAAUUCUUUUGCUAAUACUCAUGGACGGGACUCUUCUGUGUCCGUAGUGACCAGGUGGCCCACUGCCUGGGUCGACUAUCCCAGGCCCUUUUGUUUUUUCUGGGUGUUGCUGUUAACUUAUGUCUAAAUGAGUAUAGUUGGUUCCACUAAGAAAGAGGUAGUUGUGGAGGGCUUACCACUUGCCUUCGUAAAGGUCCCCAUGGAAUUUAGACAUUUUGGCCCACAAACAUGCUCUAUCAAGUUACCACAUGUGUGAUUAAGGGUAAAAAAUUAAUUAAUUAUGCAGAAAAAAUGUUUGCCUUUUACAUUUUUGUUGUCUUUUGUAACAAUGAAGAGUUAUUUUUUUCAAAACUUAUGUGCUUCUCACAACAUUUGCAAAACGUCAAAUAUCCAUUGUUAAAAAAUCACAGUUUAAAUGUGCAGCUUAACAAUGAAAGGAAUUACAACUUCUGUCCUCGUUAGAUAUUAAGAAUAUGCUAUGAAUGCAUAAAUAGGUACAUUUUAAUGUUGACAUAAUAUAUCAAAAUAUACUGAUAAAAAAGUACUUAACAACCUAUAUAAAAGCCUAAAAUAGCCAUAUUUUAGGGGGAAAACCAUAUAAACAUGCCUUAUGCAUGAAGUUUUCAAAAUAUCACAGAAACCAGUGACCUUGACAGAACUGUGUUAAAUUUUUUAAAAUAAAGGUGCCAUAAAAAACACUAUUACAAAGUUUGAGAGAGGUUGUAAGCUAGCAUAAAUACACGCAUUUGCAUGGAAAUCUUGCCUGGUAAUAAUAGUAAUUACAGCAUCUUCAUGCUAUAUGUAUAGAUAGAGAGCAAUGUGUUUGCAUAUUUAUGAUUUACUUUAAUGUUAUUAACAGGUUGUGUAUUGCAAUAACAUUUACUUUUGUUUUCUGUACAUAAAAAUGACAAUUUCAAACAAUGUUAAUAUUUUGCACUCGCAUUAACAUUUAUGCCAAGGGUCUCGGAAUAAAUGUUACACACUAUACCAGGGGUCGGAAAUGGUAACUUUUUGCAAAUGCUCAUGCAGUGGGAUAUUCCAUAAAACGGAGUUACAUAUGUUACAAUUUCUCCAGAUUUUUAGGCAACUGUUUAUGCACAAGUAUUCAGCCUGUCAUAUGAUGCAAAAAGAUUCCGUUUAUCUGGCGUACAUCUUUGCAUACAGGUUGCCUAACUACGGGGGAAAUGUUACAUGUGUAAAUGCGAAUUACUCUGUUACAUUCAAUAUCGCACUGUAUGUUCAUUGUCCAAAAUUGACCAUUUUCGGCCUCUCUACAUACUUUAAAUCAGGUUCCCAGCCUUUUCUAGACCCUAUAGAAGCCCCCUGUAGAAGAAAAAAAUUCCAACGUCCGUAAUCUAUACCAGUUAAUUGUACAUGAAAUGUGAAAUAUUUUCCCAAUAUAUCUUUUUAUUUAUCUAUUAAAAAGUAGAAAUUAAUAAAAUAACAACCAUAUCUAAAAUAAAUUAUUAUUUAUACUUUUUUAAAAUGAACAUAAAAUCAGUACGAAAAUUAUUUUAAAAAUAAUAAUAAUAAAAAAAACGAAUUAGCUUAAUUCUUGCCUUGUGGCAUCGCCCGCCGAAAUUGCCUCGACUGCUGCAGCCGAUGUGUUCCGCACACGUGAGCAACAGUUGUUCGUUACAUUUCAUAAAUAUUUUUAAAAUUGUAAAUAAAUAUUUUUAUAAUAUUCGGCUGCUGGAUAGUUAGUUAUGCCAGGUGGGUCGCGCCCCUCUUGACUGCCUUAACCGCCCACACCCUUCCAUUUGUCUCUGGAUCCACUAUCGCCCCCCCCCCCC